UCCUGCAGCCAUGGGUAGCAGAAGGCAGGGGUAUGUUUGGUGGCGUCUGUCCUGAAUAUUUAGUGUUUUUAACUGCAUUGUGGAGUUUCUAAAUCACAGACCGACUGAACGGGUUGUCCUAAAAGAGGAUCCAGGAGCCCAUCCUCAUGUCUAGAUUCGACCUGGUCCCGGUGGACGGUGGGGAACCGAUCCACCUGCCGCUGGGGGACACUGUGCUGGGCCGUGGUCCCUUAUUAGGGGUCAGCGAUAAGAGAGUUUCUAGACACCACGGCCUCCUGGAGAACCUGAACGGACAGCUGCGUCUCAAACCAACCCAUCUGAAUCCAUGCUUUGUCCAGUCCUCCCUGAGCGACGACCCUCGACCUCUGCAGAAAGACACCUGGUUCCCUCUGGGCGAUGGAGACCUGUUCUCUCUGCUGCCGGGUCAGUUCAUCUACAGAGUGGUGGCGGUGGGUGGAGAAGAAGCCACUCCCAGAAACAGUCAGAUGUUUGAAGAAGAAGAAAAUAAAUCACCAAUUCCUCCCAGUCCAGAUGUGGAGCCAGCGCCUUCUCCUGUUGGCUUGAAAUGUGGACAGACUCUGCCCCACGAGGGCACCACACAGGCAGCUCUAUCAGAUGAAGCCAACAGACCUCUACACCAGGCAGCUUCUGUUUUCUUGAAGGAUGAGGAGGCUCAGACUGGCGUUACUCCGCCAACAGUUUACAGGAAAAGAAUUUUACCUGGGUGGAUGAUGGCAGCGACUUCAAACGGUCGGUCCUCAAGUUCAAAAGUAAAAUCAGCUGUGAAGAGAAGUAAAGGACCUGUAUCUUCAUCAGCUGCCACUCAACGACCUGCAGCCAAACAGACCACACCUCCUCUAGCGACAUUACCAAAGGGGGUGGGGGUUCAUGAGGAGGAGAAGGAGGAAGAGGAGAAGAGGCCUAAGAAGAGGAGGAGGAAAGUGAGCGAUGAGGAGGUUCAGGCUACAACAGAGUGUAAAGAGGAGAGGGAUGAUCUCCCUGUGGAGGAGGAGGAGGAAGAGGACAGAGGACGGACGUUGACGGCCAACAGAAACGCCACAAACGUGGAAAAGAAACCAGAAAACACAGGAGAGACGAGUCAGAGGGUAAAACCUGUCGGGUCUAACAGCAGCUCAGUGUCCGGUACAGCAUCAUCGAAACGACUGCCUUGUCCGUAUGGGAAAGACUGCUACAGGAAAAACCCAAUCCACUUCCAGGAGUGCAGUCACCCAGGAGACCCAGACUACAAAGAGGAGGAGGAGGAUGAGGAGGAGGAGGCAGACCGACCUGAGUGCCCCUACGGCACCGACUGCUACAGGAAAAACCCUCUUCACAAGAAAGAAUUCAAACACACAAAGAGACCAGCUCGAACAUCACGCACCGUCGCCCAAAAGCCCCAAGCUGAUGACGAUGAAGAUGAUGAUGGUGAGGACGAUGAUAGCUUCAUUAAUGACGACAGCGAGGACCUGGGCGACGACUCGGAUUACAUGCCCCCAGAUUCGGAUGACAGCGGGAAGGAGGAAAUCAAACGGCUGCAGAAGGAAGCUAAGGUCUUUCUGAAGAGGAGGAAGUAGAUGCUGCUUCUCAUCUUGGUGGUUUUUUCCAGUGGUAGGCAGCUUUGUAACAUGUAGAGACGCAUUAGCAAAGGAAAUGCUGACAUUAAAUGAACAUCUGAUCAGGUUUUCAACAGUGAAUCACACCUGGAUAUGGAACAAAAACACUACAAAGGAACAGAUUUCUAUACAUUUACUGCAUUUAAACCCACUGUACAGACUAACAGCAGCAGUGAAUCAGCAAAACCAAAAACCUUAUCAUGAGCCUUGUCUUCAAAGUGGGCGACAGGCUUCAUCUUUAGGAAACCAAGAAAAGCUCUAGUUUUUGACAGAACAUCAAGAGCCAUUUAAGUUGAACUGAUGUUUUUAACAAAAAACAAAAAAUUCUGUGUAUUUUUCUGUGGAAUUUCGUCCUUUUCAGAGUAAGAGAAAAACAUUGAACAUUCAGGUGUUAGAACGACUUCCACGUUUGUUUUCCCUCCAUACCCGUCCACGACCUAUGGCGUCGCUUUUAUUUUUCCACGAUGUUGGCCUCAGUUGAAGACGCGUUUCCAAGGUGACACUUCUUGUUGACAUGGGGUCAUCGCAAAGUUGUUCUUCUUCUUAGCUGAAAUAUGUUUUAUAAAUAAUCUUUUUAGAUUUUCUUAUAGAUGAAUCCAGAUGUUGUGAGGAGCUGAAUUCUUGUCAUUUCCACCAUAUAUCUGUUGUUUGGUUUCAUUCUUGAAAUUAAUUAUGCAAAAACUACAUUAAUUUUCAGAGAUGAACCCAGAGCCUGGAGAUGUUUUUCUCCACUUUUUCUAACACUAAUGUGAGAAGAAUUGGAUGAACAGGACUGUGGGGCCUUGGAGGUCCUAUACCCAGUGCACUAAUAGUUUUUUAUGUCUGUUGGACUCAAAUACAACUUCUCAAAAUGAAAACUUUCCUGUCUUUAUUUCAUGUCAGAGGCUAAAACAUUUCCAA
Messenger RNA from Sphaeramia orbicularis (orbiculate cardinalfish), 2513 nucleotides. RefSeq names its product aprataxin and PNKP like factor (gene aplf). Gene Ontology annotation, cellular component: site of double-strand break; nucleus. The record is from RefSeq and is a predicted model, not a curated record. The coding region runs from base 147 to 1574 and encodes 475 amino acids. Gene Ontology annotation, molecular function: DNA-(apurinic or apyrimidinic site) endonuclease activity; protein binding; 3'-5' exonuclease activity. NCBI's taxonomy places the organism in Eukaryota, Metazoa, Chordata, Actinopteri, Kurtiformes, Apogonidae. Gene Ontology annotation, biological process: double-strand break repair. The transcript is spliced from 11 exons.